This is a messenger RNA of Oncorhynchus keta (chum salmon), 1133 nucleotides long. It is a transcript of the gene bpnt1, whose product is annotated as bisphosphate nucleotidase 1. Gene Ontology annotation, molecular function: 3'(2'),5'-bisphosphate nucleotidase activity. Gene Ontology annotation, biological process: phosphatidylinositol phosphate biosynthetic process. NCBI's taxonomy places the organism in Eukaryota, Metazoa, Chordata, Actinopteri, Salmoniformes, Salmonidae. Bases 137 to 1066 code for a protein of 309 amino acids. The record is from RefSeq and is a predicted model, not a curated record. The transcript has 9 exons.
CCACAUUUAAUGGAUGCCAACCUGUCGUUGAACAUCACCGAAGAAGCAAUAUGGAUGUCCCUGCACCCAGGGCCGCGGUAUACCUCACAUUCAUUGCAGUACAACAAGUCCCGAGCUGUCCCUUCUGGAGAUUACAAUGUCUGGAAAUCCAGCUGUGGUGAUGCGUCUGGUAGCUUCGGCUUACGCUAUGGCAGAGAAGGCUGGAGCCAUUGUACGAAGGGUUCUUCAGAGCGGAGAGCUGGGCAUCGUGGAAAAGACAGGCGCCAACGAUCUACAGACACUGGCAGACCGGCUGGUCCAGCAGAGCAUCUGUGCCUCCCUGUCUAAAAGCUUCCCCAAAAUCACCAUAAUCGGAGAGGAGGAUCUGCCAGAGGAGGCUGUCAAAGAGGACCUGAUUGAGAGCGGUCAAUCUGAAGACAUCCUACAGAAGUCCUGUCCAGCAGAGUACAGUGCCCUGAAAGAAGAGGAGCUGGUUGUGUGGGUCGACCCCCUUGAUGGCACCAAAGAAUACACUGAAGGGCUUCUUGAUCAUGUGACUGUUCUGAUCGGCAUUGCAUAUGGCGGGAAGGCCAUUGCUGGGGUCAUCAACCAGCCCUUCUUCAAUUAUCAGCUGGGGGCGGAGUCAGCAGACAUGGGGAGAACUCUGUGGGGAAUGCCCGGACUGGGCGCUUUCGGGUUCGAGCUACAGGAGGUCCCGGAUGGCCGACGCAUUGUCACCACAACCCGUUCUCACAGCAACAAACUCGUCACAGACACUGUGGAUGCCAUGGAACCUCAUGAUGUGAUAAGAGUCGGCGGAGCAGGAAAUAAGAUUAUUCAGCUUGUGGAGGGGAAGGCUUCAGCCUAUGUAUUUGCCAGUCUAGGAACUAAAAAGUGGGACACAUGUGCCCCUGAAGCCAUCCUGAAUGCAGUAGGAGGUAAGCUGACAGACAUGCAUGGCAGUGCAUUGUGUUAUGAUGCUAACGUGAAGCACAUGAACUCCGCUGGGGUGCUGGCCACUCUACGCAACCACCAGUAUUAUGCCAGCAGAGUGCCCCAGUCAGUCCUGCAGGCUCUCAAGCCCUGAGUGAUAAAUGUACUGUACCACGCAUUGUCCAAAAACAAAUUUGCAUAAAAUGUUCUUUAAUCAAGAA